This is a messenger RNA of Exaiptasia diaphana, 1626 nucleotides long. Its product is annotated as spliceosome RNA helicase Ddx39b. The coding region runs from base 113 to 1405 and encodes 430 amino acids. The transcript is spliced from 9 exons. Gene Ontology annotation, molecular function: ATP binding; RNA binding; RNA helicase activity. Gene Ontology annotation, biological process: mRNA export from nucleus; mRNA splicing, via spliceosome. Lineage: Eukaryota; Metazoa; Cnidaria; Anthozoa; Actiniaria; Aiptasiidae. The record is from RefSeq and is a predicted model, not a curated record.
GGGGCCCGAUAAGCAUGAGGGCUACGGCUUCGAGCGUGUUCGUUUARUCGUUCUUGUUCGUGUSUGAAGAUUGUUUGUGGAAAGUCAAAGCGUUCCUGUUAUUUCAAGCAAAAUGGCCGAAGAUGGUGAUGCUGAAACUGAAUUGUUGGAUUACGAAGAAGAAGAAAACGAUGCCCCAGCAGAAGGAGCUCAAGCGAUAAAAGAUCAAGCGAAGAAAGAUGUUAAAGGCACCUAUGUCAGCAUCCAUAGUUCAGGUUUUMGAGAUUUUCUUCUCAAACCCGAACUCCUGAGAGCGAUCGUUGACUGCGGGUUUGAACAUCCCUCUGAAGUUCAACAUGAAUGUAUCCCACAAGCCAUCCUUGGUAUGGAUAUAAUCUGUCAAGCAAAGAGUGGUAUGGGUAAGACUGCUGUCUUUGUCCUUGCCACUUUACAACAGCUUGAGCCCGUUGAUGGUCAAGUUAGUGUUUUGGUUAUGUGCCACACACGAGAGUUAGCCUUUCARAUCCACAAAGAGUAUGAAAGGUUUUGUAAGUACAUGAGUAAUAUCAAGAUAGCAGUUUUCUUCGGAGGAAUUAGCAUCAAGAAAGACCAGCAAGUAUUCAAGACCAAYUGUCCUCACAUUGUGGUUGGGACUCCUGGACGGAUCCUAGCACUGACAAGAGAGAAGACCUUGAACCUCAAGCAUGUCAAGCACUUUAUACUUGAUGAGUGUGAUAAAAUGCUYGAGCAAAUUGACAUGAGACGAGAUGUUCAGGAAGUAUUUCGUAUGACACCMCAUGAAAAACAAGUSAUGAUGUUUAGUGCCACUCUACCUAAAGAUAUCCGKCCAGUUUGCAAAAAGUUCAUGCAAGAUCCCAUGGAAGUGUAUGUAGAUGAUGAAACAAAGCUGACACUACACGGAUUACAACAGUAUUACCUCAAGUUACAAGACAGAGAGAAAAACCGAAAGCUGCUUGAUGCCCUUGACGCCUUAGAAUUCAACCAGGUGAUUAUAUUUGUCAAGACAGUAGCAAGAUGUACAGCUUUAGCCAAACUCCUAGUGAACCAGAAUUUCCCAGCCAUUUGCAUCCAUAGAGGAAUGGCACAAGAAGAAAGAUUAUCKAAAUACCAACAAUUCAAGAAUUUCCAAAAGAGAAUCCUAGUAUCAACAGACUUAUUUGGGCGUGGUAUGGACAUAGAACGUGUUAAUAUUGUCUUCAACUAUGACAUGCCAGAAGAUUCAGAUACCUAUYUACACAGGGUUGCCCGUGCUGGUCGAUUUGGUACAAAGGGUCUGGCCAUCACCUUUGUGUCAGAUGAGAAAGAUGCUAAAGUAUUAAAUGAGGUACAAGACAGAUUUGAAGUGAAUGUAGGAGAACUACCAGAGGAAAUUGAUAUUACAUCGUAUAUUGAACAAGCACGUUAAGAAGAAUUCACCAUUUCAACUAAUGCAAGGACGACUUACACAUUUUUGUAAAAAGACGCUGUUUAACUUUUUGAUUUUUUAUUAGAUUUUAAGAAUGUGUGAUAUUUGUUCAUAAAGCUCGUAACUGUAACUAGAGACAUAGAUCUCUUAGUGUUUCUUGUUAAUGCUUUUUUUUUUCGAACUGUAAUCUGACAGCAGUAUAAUAAAGUUUUGUUUAUGUA